Molecule: messenger RNA, 1522 nt
Organism: Gossypium arboreum
Lineage: Eukaryota; Viridiplantae; Streptophyta; Magnoliopsida; Malvales; Malvaceae
Exons: 10
Coding region: 130-1392 (420 amino acids)
Biological process (GO): aromatic amino acid biosynthetic process
Molecular function (GO): oxidoreductase activity; 3-dehydroquinate synthase activity
Source: RefSeq, a predicted model, not a curated record
AACUGUGAAAGCCCACUCCAUUCGGAUUCAAUCUGGACCAAUCCCUGCAAUCAAGUCCAAAUUCGACCCCAAAAUCAAAAUUCACUUCAUUACUCCAAAGUCGAAACAUGACCAUCGAGUUAAAGGACGAUGGCUUCGCUGUCCUCUGCUUCUGUCUCUCUUGUCAGAACCCCAACUCACCUCCCCUGCUUCAGAUCAAAUCAUGGAAAGGUUCAGUCUUUGAACAGAUAUAGCAAAACCAAGACAACCCAUUUGAGUAUUAAUUCAAGUCUUCGAAUGUGUUCCAUUGCUGCUUCUGAUUCGCCACUCUCUACGUCAAUGUAUGAAUUAUCAUCCAAGAAGGUAUGGAUUUGGACUGAAAACAGUCAAGUAAUGACUGCUGCAGUGGAAAGAGGAUGGGAUACCUUCAUCUUUUCUUCACAGAAUCAAGGGCUUGCCAAUGAAUGGUCAAAAAUUGCAUUGAUUGAUCCUCUUUUCAUUAAAGAAGGAGAGAUUUUCGAUAAUGCCGGCGAAAGAGUUGCUACAAUUUUUCAGGUUUCAACUCCCUCAGAGUUAAAGAAGCUCCACCCUGAGGCUCAUCAUGUAGAGAAUGUUGUUAUUGAUUUACUAGAUUGGCAGGUGAUUCCUGCAGAAAAUAUUGUGGCAGAGUUCCAAGGCAGUAAAACGACUGUGUUUGCUGUCUCGAAAUCACCUGCUGAAGCACAACUAUUUCUCGAGGCCUUGGAGCAUGGACUUGGUGGGGUUGUUUUAAAAGUUGAGGUUGUCAAAGCUGUUCUUGAUUUGAAGGAGUACUUCAAUAGAAGGAAUGAAGUUCACAACAGAUUGAGCUUGACAAAAGCUACUAUAACUCAGGUUCAUGCAGUCGGAAUGGGUGAUCGGGUUUGUGUGGACCUUUGUAGUCUCAUGAGGCCCGGCGAGGGACUUUUGGUUGGGUCAUUUGCUAGAGGACUUUUUCUUGUUCACUCGGAAUGUUUGGAGUCAAGUUACAUUGCAAGUAGACCUUUUCGAGUCAAUGCUGGGCCUGUGCAUGCUUAUGUAGCUACCCCUGGAGGUAAAACAAGCUAUCUUUCCGAGUUAAAAGCGGGCAAAGAGGUGAUUGUGGUCGAUCAAACAGGCAAAAUACGAACAGCUAUUGUCGGCCGUGUUAAGAUUGAGACCCGACCACUUAUCCUCGUUGAAGCAAAGAUAGAUGCAAAUGAUCAAACCGUAUACAGCAUUCUUCUGCAGACUGCCGAAACAGUUGCGUUGGUUUGUCCGCAUGAAGGUAACAGAAUGCAAAAGACUGUGAUUCCUGUGACCUCCCUGAAAGCUGGGGACGAAGUUUUGCUAAGGCUACAAGGUGGGGCUCGACAUACCGGAAUAGAGAUAAAAGAAUUCAUUGUCGAAAAUUGAAUGAAUGAACAAGAUGAUGUUGAUGGUGUAAUUUGUCCAUUUUCCAGGAUUGUUUUCAUCCAUUUGAACGCCUUCAGAUGAAUUAUAAAUGUCAACAAGUUCUUCAAUGGCAUUUGAUAUGUUUGAUAAA